Molecule: messenger RNA, 1525 nt
Organism: Mercenaria mercenaria
Lineage: Eukaryota; Metazoa; Mollusca; Bivalvia; Venerida; Veneridae
Exons: 5
Coding region: 434-874 (146 amino acids)
Source: RefSeq, a predicted model, not a curated record
GAUAGAUAACACUUUAAUUGUGACGAGGAUAAUGAGACUGUCUGGAUAUAUUCAGGCUAUUUACGUUGCAAUCGCAACUAUUUGUUUUAUAAUAGGCUGAUUCUGUAAAUGUACCUUGCAUAUAACUCCAAUACUCGCGAAGCCCUCUUUACUGGGGACAGCUAGUGUUAGGCGAAACAGUCGAGAAAGUCUCAGAAAUUUCCAGUACCAUCAUCUAGACUGACAGUCAAUUUUGCUACAACUAGACCAACGGGCCACCCAUAAGCAUACAUUAAGUUGAUGCCUUACUUUCCAUACUGACGCAAGAGUAUGGUUAGAAGCUCCUUCGGUUGCAAACUGUCGCGGGGAUACAGUCUUAACCUGCCACUACUGUGAUACGCCUUUAACCAAGAGGACGUGGAGCAGAAAAAUUGGGCACGUCUGGGAAACAAUUAUGGAAAACGGAACACAAAUUGGACCUUGGCAUAGGCUAAUAAUUAAAGAAGAAAUCAACGGAUGGUUUUCGUUGAUAAUAAGUGGUGCAGAUAAUAUGGCUGCAGGCAUGUAUAGGUGUGGAGUAGGACAGUACCAGUCUGAAGGAACAGAGUUGCGUGUCGAGUGUAAACCCGAAAAAGUUGAGGUUCGUCUUACACCCGAAAAGUUUAUAGAAAUUAAGAUGAACACAGUGUUUCCUGUCCCAAAGCUUAACUUCACGCUUACGGACGAAUCAAUGAACGGUACUGCAGUAACGUUUCAAUAUCCGAAAUGCAGGGGCCACAGCUGGAUACAAGACUGCGUUUGGACUUCAACAACAGUCUUUCCUGACGGUCUUCACAGCUACACAUUAAUUGCAACAACAUUUACUAAGACAUUAUUCACAGGAAUCUUUAAUUGAUCAUUUAGAUUUCAGUACAGGUCAAAUAUAUUUCAUGAACGUUGCAUUUUUAUAUUUUGGAAUUGCUUUUUCAUGCGUGUGCAAUUACGCGUUUAAAAAGAACGUAAAUAACAUUUUCAUUGUUAUGUUUCCAUAGUGAUGAUUAUACUGCCUUUGCAUGAGAAAUGGGAAAGGAUCUACUUUCCAUUUGCAGUUGCAAUAAGGAACUGACACUGAUGUUUCAAUACACGAUUUCUAGAUUAUCCAUGAAAUAGUCAUAUGUUUUGUUGAAAAGAAAUUCCAUGCAGACUCGAAGUAAUAUUAAAAAUAUGUAAUGGAUAUUAAGUAAAAACUAACUGUCAGAUUUAUGAAAACAGAUUUGAAAGCUGAUAUAAUAAAAAACAAGUAUAAUAGCAACGGAGGAGUCUUAUAAUAUCCCUAUUGCAUAACGAUAUAUACAUGGCGACUCAAAAAAGAAAUGAAAUUAGUUAACUUUAUAUUUGAUUUUCUGUUUAUGUGUGUUAAAUUUAUGUCAUAGAGAUAUGAUAUUAUGAAAAUUGUUUAUACUACACUUUUCUGUUAUUAUAAUAUUGUACAUAAAUGUAUAAACCGCCACACAGUAAUUUGACGAUGGACAUAUGUAUGUUUAUGCCAAUAAAAUAUUUGACUUGA